Molecule: messenger RNA, 1836 nt
Organism: Mesorhabditis spiculigera
Lineage: Eukaryota; Metazoa; Nematoda; Chromadorea; Rhabditida; Rhabditidae
Source: the annotation of a GenBank genome assembly
AUGGUCGCCGCCAGCAACGGCCCAGCCACAAAGCUACGAAUCCUAUGUUUACACGGCUAUCGUCAAAAUGAUGUCUUCUUUCGGGAAAAGACGGGCGGCAUGAGGAAGCUGUUCAAGAAAUAUGCCGACUUCACCUUUAUCAACGCCCCUCAUGUCCCCAGCGUCCUUUCAGAAGAUCGGGGCGAAGUGAGAGGGUGGUGGUUUUCGAAGCCAGACGCCAAUUUCUCGUCCCGAGACGUCACCGAUCUGGAUACCGGAUUUGAGGAAUCCGUGCGGGCUGUAUUGGAUUUCAUCAAAGAAAAUGGGCCUUUCGACGGAUUAUUCGGAUUUUCGCAAGGUGCUGCGAUGGUACAUCUUUUAUUGGCCAAAGAACAGCUUGGUGAGCUGAAACUCGACGUCAAGUUCGCCAUCAUCGUCUCGGGAUUCCGCAGCCUUUCUUCGCAACACGAACGAUACAACGAGGUGCUGAUCGAAAAGCCGAGUUUGCACAUCUACGGAACUGGAGAUGAGAUGGGAAAUUACAUGAGCGAUCACAAAAAGGCGAACGGGUCCUUGGAAGCGGAGAACAACGAGUUCCGCGUCUACAUCCAUCGCCGCAACAAAUUUAUACACGCAUGGCUAAAGAUUACACCAAGCGAGAUAAUCGUGCAGCGCUCCAAAUCUGAUACCCUCGUCUUCCCGCUCCAAUAUUUGAGAAGAUAUGGCUACACCUCUGCGGGCGUCUUCUUUUUCGAAAGCGGGCGAAGAUGCGCGACUGGCGAAGGCUUGCACACGUACCAGUCGCAGCAUGCAGAGGCUAUAUUCCAGCUAGUCCAGUCACGGAUUCAAGCAACGGCCAACGCCGUGCACUCGGAACGGGCGCGAAACCAGCGGGAUCAGCGCUACGGCAGUGUGGACCACACGCCGCGCAUACAUCCAAUUCAGCGCUAUCUGAGCGAGGGAAAUAAAGACAUCUCGGCUUUUUCGCAACCAAAUUACAAUUCGUUGCAUACUGGGGACGCGAAACGAAGGCGCCCAAUCCUCGCACCCCCGCCGAGACCAAGAAGCCUUCAGGGGAUGGAAAACGGCCGCCAACCAGGCGCCCAACCACAAUACUACGUACAAAAUGCUCAUGGUCAUGCACAGAUUAUCGGAAACAUAAUCACAGAAAGCGCGGGCCCGAACCGGGGCUCCGUCUCUUCACUCUACAACAAGUCAUUGUCCACCUCCAUGCACUCAUACACAAAUCUACCGCCCACACAAUUCGCGCCUCCCGUCCCAGGAUCGGAUCCGGGAUUUAGAAACAGGUGCUCAUCGGCGUGUUCAAAUAGGUCGACAGCGUCAUCCAUCAAUUCUUAUCAUUCGACGCCUACGACACCUACCACCAAGCUCUUUCCAAUACAAUGGGAUGGCGGCGCCGGCUCAACUUCCUUCCUUUGCUAUGCACAACCAGCAACAGCACAGGAACCGCGUACCUUACCGUUCUCCCCACCGCUCCCCGAUGAAAGGCCUGGGAUCAAACUUUCCAACCCUCCCGGCCGCUAUCCAUCGAAAGCCAUGCUCUCAGGCAUGCGCGGGAUACCCCUCGACGAGCAGCCGAUGGCGAAGAACGAGCACGGGCAAAUGCAAAAGCAUAACCGCCUAAACUACGCAGCUAUGGAGGCCCCGCUGGCGACGGCAGAACGUACGAGCCGAUCCCCAUCUAUCGCCGGCUCGUGUGCUUCACUACAGGGGAAUUCCACCACCUAUGCUGUAAUUGACCCUCAGCGCACAAAGGCUCUUCAACAGGCGAAAAAUGACGUCGCCCGCGCCAACAACAGCAAUUCGCCGGCUGUGUUGGGUAAACGAGGCGAUGAU